This is a messenger RNA of Aspergillus uvarum CBS 121591, 622 nucleotides long. RefSeq lists its product as uncharacterized. The transcript is spliced from 2 exons. Bases 213 to 470 code for a protein of 85 amino acids. Lineage: Eukaryota; Fungi; Ascomycota; Eurotiomycetes; Eurotiales; Aspergillaceae. The record is from RefSeq and is a predicted model, not a curated record.
GCAUGGAUGGCUUGUCGAUACAGUCAUCAACGCUAAUUCACUGUGGCAAUGAGGCUGAUGUCGGAUUGUUGAAAGACUCGGCUUGGCGGUGCACCAGUGGAUAGGCUGUUAUCAUGGAGUGUCAACAAGAUUGUUCAUUUACCACGAAAUCAUAAAUAUCCCUUGGCUGAUUGAUUAACUGACUGAUUGAUGACAUUGCCUCCGUUUCAUCGAUGGCAGUUCCUGUUCACUCACAUCCACUGAACUAUAUAGUAGCCGUGAUUGGAGCAGCAGACGCUGCCAGCUUGAGGAGAUCGACAAGCAAGUCGUUGCCGAUGCAAGCUAGCUGCCAGGGUCAGUUAUCACUAGGUCAUCCUGGAAAACGAUUCUUAAUUCAGCCCGAGCCAACUCCGAGACUUCCAACGAAGAACGCACAUGGUCCAACAAUUCCACGUGUGGAGUUCCCGAACGGCCCCUUCGGCCGACAUUAAGGACUGCCAGCGAGGGGGUACGGAAUACUGUACAGUACAACGCACACUAUAUGGGAAAGCACAGAUGUAUCAACUACCGUCUAGUGUAAGUUGUGGUGCAUGGGGCGGCCCACUGUGACGUUUACAAUUCAGUAUACCCCCACCAUUCCCCC